UCUUCAACUACAAAUUUUCUUCAUAAACUUAUGUUGGGUUGUUGGGUACAGAUAUUGAAGAAGAAGAAGAAGAAGAAGAAGAAUAGCUCAAGAAGCUCACCUAGAUCGGUUAAUUAUUAGAUUGAAAAUGGAUUCAAUCUGCAACCAAGAAAAUCAUAAUAGGAUCAUGGUUGAAGGUGAAGAAGAUGAUGAUCUUGAUUCAAUUUCUUUUUCUUCAGAAAUUUCGAGCAAUUCGAUCUCGUCGUCUCUAUCAGAUUUCAUGGACGAUGCAACGACGGCGACAGAAUCAUCGGCAGGUUCAUCUUCUUCCUUGGAUCAACUCACUAGUAAUGGUCCUUUGUAUCAGAUGUCCUCUCUCAUAAAACAACUCCCUUUCAAGAGAGGACUAUCAAGGUAUUACCAGGGAAAAUCAGAGUCAUUUACGUCUUUAUCAAAUGUAAGGAGCUUAGAGGAUCUUGCCAAGCCAGAGAACCCAUUCAAUAAGAAGCUCAAGACAUGGAGAAGCUAUGAAGGAUUAUCAGAGAGGUCUAAGAUUAUCUCAAAGAAGACUUCAAGGGGUUUUUGUUAUGCAGCCAAUGUGAGGAUGAGAAGCAACAGCUUCUUAGGCAACAACCGGCCUUUGAAUGCUUAG
Molecule: messenger RNA, 631 nt
Organism: Telopea speciosissima
Lineage: Eukaryota; Viridiplantae; Streptophyta; Magnoliopsida; Proteales; Proteaceae
Exons: 2
Coding region: 128-631 (167 amino acids)
Source: RefSeq, a predicted model, not a curated record